Messenger RNA from Salvelinus fontinalis (brook trout), 7269 nucleotides. RefSeq names its product leucine zipper-EF-hand containing transmembrane protein 1 (gene letm1). Bases 195 to 2453 code for a protein of 752 amino acids. Gene Ontology annotation, cellular component: mitochondrial inner membrane. NCBI's taxonomy places the organism in Eukaryota, Metazoa, Chordata, Actinopteri, Salmoniformes, Salmonidae. Gene Ontology annotation, biological process: intracellular monoatomic cation homeostasis. Gene Ontology annotation, molecular function: calcium ion binding; ribosome binding. The record is from RefSeq and is a predicted model, not a curated record. The transcript has 14 exons.
AAGAAGGACGAAGACGGAAGCCAAUAUAAUCCGCAGUUCAUCCACCUCGCCGCACUCACCCACGGAGAAAGCAAGGACAUGGGGCUAGUUCAGAUAGUGACAUAUUGAAGUAGCUAGCAGCACGUUAGCGUUGGUUUUCCCAUUAGUUUUAACCAGUUGGCUAACUAGCUAAACUCCGUUAGCAGUUGAUCAGAAUGGCGUUAAUCCUGUUGACGCGGUCUCGCACUCCGUUGAUGAAAACAUCUCGGUCGUUAAAGAGCGACUUCCGCAAAGGGAAGCUUCAAGAUGGCUCCUGUUUCAGCUGUACAUCUCUCAGACUCUCCAGUCAAAGUAGACUGGAUGGUGAUAGGCUGGUGGUCCGAGGUGGGAGCUUGGCUCCGCCCUCCUUCCUAGGCCCCUCGCUGCAUACGGCAUCAGACAGCUACAGGGUUCCAGGCCACGCCACAGACCACACCCCUUCUAUGAGGCUGUACUCUGCUGUAGUGGAAGGCUCCUCCUCUCUGUACCACCUGGGUGGUGGGUACCCACAGUGGACGGGAUCCUGGCGAGGGAGGGGGAACGUGGUCGGGGUACGGUGGAUCCACACCUCCAGAUGUCUCCGUGACGACUCUAAAGUAGAGAAGUCUCUCCGCUCUCUGAAGGAUAAGAACAAGAAGCUAGAAGAGGGCGGACCGGUUUACAGUCCGACAGUAGACCAUACCAUAGUCAGGAGAACUAUAGGACAACGUGUUCUGGACGAGGUUAAACACUACUACCAUGGCUUCCGACUGCUGUGGAUCGACACGACCAUCGCUGGACGCAUGCUGUGGCAGGUCCUCAACGGGCACCCCCUGUCCCGACGGGAGAGGAGACAGUUCCUAAGAACUUGCGCCGAUGUCUUCCGACUCCUUCCCUUCCUGGUGUUCAUCAUUGUGCCGUUCAUGGAGUUCCUGCUUCCUGUGGCACUGAAGCUCUUCCCCAACAUGCUGCCCUCAACCUUUGAGACGCAGUCCAAGAAGGAGGAGAGGCUGAAGACGGAGCUGCGUGUGAAGCUGGAGAUGGCUAAGUUCCUCCAGGAUACUGUAGAGGAGAUCGCUCUGAGGAACAAGGCAGCCAAGGGAAACGUCACGGAGGAGUUCUCUACCUUCUUUCAGAAGAUCCGUGACUCAGGGGAGCGUCCCAGUAAUGAGCAGAUCAUCAGGUUCUCGAAGCUGUUUGAGGAUGAGUUGACUCUGGACAACCUGACUCGUCCUCAGCUGGUUGCUCUGUGUCGUCUGUUGGAGCUACAGUCUAUAGGAACCAACAACUUCCUUCGCUUCCAACUCAUCAUGAAGCUUCGAGCCAUCCGUGCUGACGACAAGUUGAUAGCGGAAGAGGGGGUGGACACUCUGAGUGUGAAUGAGCUCCAGGCAGCCUGUCGAGUCAGAGGGAUGAGAGCUCUGGGAGUCACAGAGGAGAGGCUGAGAGAACAGCUCCAGCAGUGGUUGGAGCUUCACCUGAACCAGCACAUCCCCACCUCGCUCCUCCUCCUCUCCAGAGCCAUGUUCCUCCCGGAUACUCUCUCCCCUGCAGACCAGCUCAAGACCACCCUGCAGAACCUGCCUGACAUAGUGGCUAAGGAGGCCCAGGUUAAAGUGGCUGAGAUGGAGCUGUCCCAGGUGGACAACAAGACCAAGCUGGAAGCCACGCUGCAGGAGGAGGCAGCGAUACGUCAGGACAACAAGGACAGGGAGAUGGAGAGGCUGGCGGACGCAGCAGAGAGGACAGAAUACUCCCUCACUAGUGUGGACAUGGCUAAACACUCUGAGACACUACGAGACACAGCGCCUGUCCUAGAGGGCAUCAAGGGAGAGGAGAUCACUAAGGAAGAGAUAGACAUGUUGAGUGAUGCAUGUACCCAGCUGAAGGAACAGAAGAAGUUACUCACUCUGGAAAAGGAGGAGCUAGAGGACCUGAAAGAUGAUGUGCAGGAGUACAGCGAGGACCUAAAGGAGAUGAAGAAGGAGUUAUCUAAGACUGGCCAGGAGAAGGCCGUGCAGGAGAGUAAGGCCUCUCAGCGGCUCUCUAAGAGGGUCAACAGGAUGAUCGGUAGGAUAGGCAAGAUCAUCACCGAGCUGGAGCAGGACAAGGUGGUCCUGGAUGGACAGAUGGACAGACCAUCCACUCCUCCUAUUGGCCUUCUGUUUACCUUUAGGGAGAACCUGAUCAGUAUCAACGAGCUCAUCACCGUCAUGAGGCAGAUCCAGAACAUUCCAGAGCACAAGCUGCAGAGCAUCGCUGACGCUCUCGACGACAACAAGGACGGGAAAAUCGACAUUGAUGAUGUCAUCAAGUUGGUGGAGUUGAUUGACAAGGAGGACAUUGACAUCAACACCAGCCAGGUAGCAGAAAUCAUGGUGAUGCUGCAGAAGGAGGAGAAGCUGCAAGAGAAGGAGAAGGCCCAGAAGGAGCAGGCUGCUAAGUUAAAUAACUAGCCCACAGAAGAGGCUCUGCUUGGAGGAGGAAACCGCUUCCGAGAUGACGUAACUGGAGCUCAUCUCUGGACCCCAGACCGCCGUACACCCUGACCCUAAACUGACCCUGACCAGUCGACCAGCACCAUGAGCUACCAGCCACCCACUCUAAACAGUUUCUUCCAACAGAAUUAGAGGUUGACUUUUUGUUCAGAAAUUUGUUUCAGAAAGUCUUUUGUGCCCUUAAUGAACAUUAUCUCAACUUAUCCCAAAGUACCCCAAAAUUAUACUCAAACAACAUAGUCUUAGAAACAAAUGAUGUUUCUGGGACCCAAGCUAUCUAAUGGUAGUACUGGGACCCAACUAAUAGUAGUACUGGGACCCAGGCUGUCUAGUGGUAGUACUUGGUUAGAUAUGCUUUAUCUCAGCCAUGUGUGAAACUCCUUCCAGGAAAGGGUGAGUGUCUGGGUUUCCCCUCCAAUAAGGAACUCCCCUCACCUGGUUGUCUAGGUCUCAGUAAGGAACUCCCCUCACCUGGUUGUCUAGGUUACAGUAAGGAACUCCCCUCACCUGGUUGUCUAGGUCUCAGUAAGGAACUCCCCUCACCUGGUUGUCUAGGUCUCAGUAAGGAACUCUCCUCACCUGGUUGUCUCAGUAAGGAACUCCCCUCACCUGGUUGUCUAGGUCUCAGUAAGGAACUCUCCUCACCUGGUUGUCUCAGUAAGGAACUCCCCUCACCUGGUUGUCUAGGUCUCAGUAAGGAACUCUCCUCACCUGGUUGUCUCAGUAAGGAACUCCCCUCACCUGGUUGUCUAGGUCUCAGUAAGGAACUCUCCUCACCUGGUUGUCUCAGUAAGGAACUCUCCUCACCUGGUUGUCUAGGUUACAGUAAGGAACUCCCCUCACCUGGUUGUCCAGGUCUCAGUAAGGAACUCCCCUCACCUGGUUGUCUAGGUCUCAGUAAGGAACUCCCCUCACCUGGUUGUCUAGGUUACAGUAAGGAACUCCCCUCACCUGGUUGUCUAGGUCUCAGUAAGGAACUCCCCUCACCUGGUUGUCUAGGUCUCAGUAAGGAACUCCCCUCACCUGGUUGUCUAGGUCUCAGUAAGGAACUCCCCUCACCUGGUUGUCUAGGUCUCAGUAAGGAACUCUCCUCACCUGGUUGUCUAGGUCUCAGUAAGGAACUCCCCUCACCUGGUUGUCUAGGUCUCAGUAAGGAACUCCCCUCACCUGGUUGUCCAGGUCUCAGUAAGGAACUCCCCUCACCUGGUUGUCUAGGUUACAGUAAGGAACUCCCCUCACCUGGUUGUCUAGGUCUUAAUUGAAAGCAAAAAGCAAAAACCUGCAGAUACUCGACCUUACGUGGAAUGAGUUUGACACCCCUGAUCUAGGCCUUCAACUUUCAAUAAGGUUGAGGCAACAAUGAUAUGACAUAACAGGGUCUCCUAUCUUACCGCUACAGUUGACAAAACAUUAAGUACACAAUCCUGAUAUGGAGCUCCACCCCCUUUAGCUCUCAGAACAGCCUCAAUUCGUCAGGGCAUGGACUCUACAGUUUGUCCAAAGCUGUCCACAGGGAUGCUGGUCCAUGUUGACUCCCAAUGCUUCCCACAAUUGUGUCAAUUUGUCUGGUCCACCACCCAAAGGACAUCCAAUCUUGAUACACACGUGACAAACUCAGCAGCGUUGCAGUUCUUGACACAAACCGCUGCGUCUGGCACCUGGCACUACCAUAUCCCCGUUCAAAGUCACUUCAAUAUUUUGUCUUGCCUAGUCACCCUCUGAAUGGCACACAUACACAAUCCAUGUCUCAAGGCUUAAAAAUCGUUCUUUAACCCGUCUCCUCCCCUUCAUCUACACUGAUUUGAAGUGGAUUUAACAAGUGACAUCAAUAAGGGAUCAUAGCUUUCACCUGGUCAGUCUCUCAUGGAAAGAGCGGGUGUUCCUAAUGUUUUGUACAUUCAGUGUAUAUAGCCAUACUUUAGUACCUGGACAAUGGCUCUGGUUUGAGAUGAACCAGCUUGCCUUCCAUUCAUUCAACCAUCAAAGGAAUGAUUUGUUCUUCAACAUCACUCCUCGACUUUGCACACUAAAUCUCAUUCAUUUAUUCCACUCAGCCCAAUUUGCUUUUUAUUUAACUUUAUUUAGUAAAAAAAAAAAACGUUUUUUUUUUUUGAGCUCCUGAUGUUAAUCCGUGUUAACUGAGUUGUUGCUAUUUAUUGUGUUGAAUGUAACAUAAAGAUGUAGGUAAUGCAUUUUAGAGGCUUUAGGGUUCGUCACCAAAGGGACCGCAUUACUUACAGGAGUCUAUGACCUGUCAAAGUUCUACUGUACACUAUACCUGAUGUUAGGAGAGACGGACCUGCCCGGUCUCUUUGACCAGAACCGUAUCAUUUUCAAACCAAUUCUAACUGACUAAAGAAGCAAUCAAAUGUAAUAAAACCGAUAAUCGGUUGUAUUGAUCUGCAUGGAGCACAGGGUGAGAGUCUGACCAAUCAGCAUCUUGGCCUUGAAUAGAACCAAACAUGGACACUGUCAAAGAUGUAUCGUUGAGGUAUCUGUCCAUCCAGGUCUAACUCUGUCAGACAAAUAUCAUUACACUUCUGUUGUCAUCUGAUGAAAAUGAAUCUGUUUUCAGCCUAAAGUGUUGCAACGAUGUAUUUUCUGAAGGAAAACUAGUUGCAUGUCCCUGAUCACUCUAUUGAAGCAAAAAAAAAUACUUUCAAUAUAAAACGUGACCCCUGACAAUACACAGCUGGACUCACCUGCUCCUGCUUUCUCCUGUUGUGCUAUUUACAAACAAACACGUGACUGGGUCAGCGGUUCUGGGGAACCAUGGUAACUAUGGUAAGCUGCAGUCUGCUGUAUCUCCUAAUGUAUUGCACAAGUUGACUACAGGUAUUUACUUUUAAAAAAUCUACAAAUAUUAUAAUGUAUUGGAAAAACUUCAAAGAAAUAGUUUCAGAUACGAUAUAUACGGUACACCGCCAAAGCCUAGUUCAGGAGAUGUCUUCAACCACUAAGAGGACAGAGGAAGGUGUAGAGGAGGAGUCAAUUGCACACAAGGUCCAACCAAAAUUUGGCUUUUACCCCAACUCCUCCAAAAGAGACACAGCUUCCAGCUGACUUGCCGCCAGAUAUUUCUGGUAGGUCCGGGAUUCAAACGGGCAACCCUCCGGCUGCUGGCUGGCCUCUAACCUCAAGGGGGAAAUUAUUUCAUGGCGUUUUUAAUUGCACUAUAGUCUAUUAGUCUAAUAAUCAAAUACAUGUUUGUUGUUCAUGUGGACUCAGGCUGUAUCUGACAUGUACACUGGUUCUGAGAUACUAGAGAAGACAAUAUUUGAAGCAAUAAGUAAUUCUGUUUUUAUUGGAGAGAAAUUAAGUGUGCGAUAUGUUGGUUUGUUUUUCAAUUUGAGGGCGUACAUUGUAAUAGCUAAUUUAUCAUCUGAGGAAAUGCUAUUUUAGUGGAUAGUGUUUCAGAUUGGGAUUAUUUUUUAAAGUUGAAGUCAUCUGCACAUCUAGAGGCUGUUGGGCAGCAUGUUAGGGUGAGUAAUCAGUUACUAUCUAUCCUGACUGGCAGCAGGUUAGGGUGAGUAAUCAGUUACUAUCUAUCCUGACUGGCAGCAGGUUAGGGUGAGUAAUCAGUUACUAUCCAUCCUGACUGGCAGCAGGUUAGGGUGAGUAAUCAGUUACUAUCCAUCCUGACUGGCAGCAGGUUAGGGUGAGUAAUCAGUUACUAUCCAUCCUGACUGGCAGCAGGCUAGCAGUAACCUAUCGUAACUGUUAGUAACCUAUAGGUUGUAUAGCAUCAGAUUGGCAGUGUGAUGGAGGAGGACAGGGACAACAAACAGAACUGACUGGAAUCUAAGUUCUAGAAGAUCAUUCUGUAAUAGUUCUAUUGAAGUCUGUUCUACACUUCUCUGUAGAAGGCUAGUUACUAGAGCUCGGUCCGUAUCAUAUAUGAUAUUAUGCACUGCUUUAGGUUUAUGUUUUUAAUGACCAUCGCACCAAACUGGUUAGAGGAUUACAUUAGGUUUGAGAGUUUAACCCUGACCCUAAAUGAGGUUUGAGAGUUUAACCCUGACCCUAAAUGAGGUUUGAGAGUUUAACCCUGACCCUAAAUGAGGUUUGAGAGUUUAACCCUGACCCUAAAUGAGGUUUGAGAGUUUAACCCUGACCCUAAAUGAGGUUUGAGAGUUUAACCCUGACCCUAAAUGAGGUUUGAGAGUUUAACCCUGACCCUAAAUGAGGUUUGAGAGUUUAACCCUGACCCUAAAUGAGGUUUGAGAGUUUAACCCUGACCCUAAAUUAGGUUUGAGAGUUUAACCCUGACCCUAAAUGAGGUUUGAGAGUUUAACCCUGACCCUAAAUGAGGUUUGAGAGUUUAACCCUGACCCUAAAUGAGGUUUGAGAGUUUAACCCUGACCCUAAAUGAGGUUUGAGAGUUUAACCCUGACCCUAAAUGAGGUUUGAGAGUUUAACCCUGACCCUAAAUGAGGUUUGAGAGUUUAACCCUGACCCUAAAUUAGGUUUGUGAGGCAAGACGUUGCAGUAUAAUGACAUUCACUACUUUAAAUGUUUAUGAAAAUAAAUCCAAUGUUCUUAAUAACCUGUGCUUAUAUUGCAGAUAUUGUAUAAUUGUUUAUUUAAUGUUUAUUUAAUCAAACUGAAAAGUUGAAUAACAUUUUGAACAUGAUUCAGAUGACUUGGUAGCGAUAGUUUACUUCAACAUUAGUUCAAAUCAGAGCUUUUUCUGUCAUAAAUCAAAUCUUUAUGUAAAUAAUUAACUUUUACAUAAACUGGCACAAGUGUUGAAUAAACUUUGGUUGAUCCUGAA